This is a messenger RNA of Caenorhabditis remanei, 387 nucleotides long. RefSeq lists its product as uncharacterized. The coding region runs from base 1 to 387 and encodes 128 amino acids. Gene Ontology annotation, molecular function: carbohydrate binding. The transcript is spliced from 3 exons. The record is from RefSeq and is a predicted model, not a curated record. NCBI's taxonomy places the organism in Eukaryota, Metazoa, Nematoda, Chromadorea, Rhabditida, Rhabditidae.
AUGGAACAGGGAAUCGAGAGGAAAUUCAUUUUUUUGAUGUCUAUCCGUGAAGAGUUUGGCAGCAUCGUUUUCAAUUCUUUUUUUCGAAGAACUUGGGACACUGAAGAGAGACGAAUUUAUCCGGCCCUCCCCAAUAAUUUCAUCUCGAUUCGCAUCCAAGUGCUUCAAGCAGGAUUUCAGUGCUCCAUCAACAACAGUUGGUUCAAGUUCUUCGAGCACCGACUUCCCCUUUCAAGCAUAGAAGCCAUUACAAUCCGUGGCAGCCACCUCGUUCGUGUACACCUUGACACCGAGGACUACACUGAGGGAGAGGAAAUGCCUGAGGAUGAAGAGUACACUGAAGGAGAGGAAAUGGCUGAGGAUGAAGAGUACACUGAAGAAGAAUAA